This is a messenger RNA of Camellia sinensis, 2004 nucleotides long. NCBI's taxonomy places the organism in Eukaryota, Viridiplantae, Streptophyta, Magnoliopsida, Ericales, Theaceae. The record is from RefSeq and is a predicted model, not a curated record.
GUAACCUUUUCGAAGGUACAAUUUCAAUGGCCUUCAGACAAUUGAAAGGUAUUCAAGAACUAGAUGUUUCUAGGAACAACUUGUCUGGACAGAUUCCAAGGUUUCUCGGGGAGUUUCGAUUCUUUCAAUAUCUCAAUCUUUCCUACAAUAUGUUUGAUUGUGAAGUUCCAAAUGGAGGAGUUUUCACAAAUAGUAGUGCCUUCUCAGUUGUUGGAAAUAGUAAGCUAUGCGGUGGAAUUAAACUAUUGCAAUUGCCUACAUGCCCGAUUGAAGUCUUACAUGAAAGGAAACGACCUUCCAACCAUAGAGUAAUAGUUCUAGUAGUUACUCUCACUAUUGUUGUAUUAUCAUUGUGCAUUCUAGCUAUUCUUUACCGGAACAGAAGGUCGAGGCAACAAGUCAAUUUAGCCUCACCCUUGGAAAACCAAUAUCCACAACUCUAUUAUGGAGAACUUUUUCAAGCAACCAAUGGAUUCUCUGCAGCCAACUUAAUUGGUGAGGGAGGACAUGGUUAUGUCUAUAAGGGGAUUCUCAACUCGGAUGAACAAAUUGUUGCCGUGAAAGUACUCAACCUACAUGAACAUGGAGCGAACAAGGUUUUUGUAACAGAAUGUCAAGCACUGAAGAACAUUCGCCACUGGAAUCUUGUCAAGAUAAUUACAGCUUGCUCAAGCAUUGAUUUUAAAGGCCACGACUUCAAGGCUUUGGUCUUUGAGUUCAUGGAAAAUGGGAGCUUAGAAAAUUGGUUACACCCAUGUCUUUUAGAGCAACAUGAACCUAAGAACUUGAACUUUGUUCAAAGGCUAAACAUUGCCAUUGAUGUGGCAUGUGCAUUGGAUUAUCUUCAUCAUCAUUGUGAAAUGACCUUUAUUCAUUGUGAUUUAAAGCCAAGUAAUAUUCUUCUUGAUGCUGAUUUGUGUGCCCAUGUUGGUGAUUUUGGAUUGGCAAAGAUUUUUUUUGCAACCAAUGGAAUUUCUAUUCGUCAGCAAUCUAGUUCAAUUGGGAUCAGAGAAACAAUUGGCUAUGUUGCCCCAGGUAAUUGUUUAUUGCUUCUUACAUUGAAAUUGAUUAAGAAAUAUUAUUUAGUUACAUUAUAUUAUUAUCUCGCGCUGAACUAAAAACCAAUUAUGAGAUUGUAUAGAAAUUAAGCCAUGUUUUAGAGAUGACUUUCUUUAACUUUGCCUUAUUGUUUGUAUAGCUGUCACAACAAAUGAAAUCAACCAUUGUCCUACCCCUAUGGUAUUUGAACAUAGAUUUUAACCCUUGACAUAAUUUUAUCUUUUGAAAUAUUGAACCUUUUUUUUGUUUUUUUUUGUUUUUUUAGCAAAAGAAAUACAACUUACUAGUUCAACAAUUAUACCAAAAUUAAAAAUUUUGGGCAUUUUUUUUCACUAUUUCAUAUUGCAGAGUAUGGUAUCGGUGAGGAGGUAUCAACGCAAGGUGAUAUGUAGAAUUAUGGAGUGUUACUACUAGAAAUGUACACAGGAAAAGGACCAACUAGUAACAUGUUUACAGGUAAUGUAAACCUCCAUAGCUAUGUAAAAAUGUGUCUUCCGGAGCAAGUAAUGCAGAUUGUUGAUCCCCAAAUCAUAUUGGAAAUGGAAGUGGAGCCAAGUAGGAGCAUGCAAAGUAGUACAACCAACAUUUCUAAACCAGAGCCUUGCCUAGUACCAGUCUUUCAAAUUGGAGUUUCAUGUUCUGUUGAAAUGCCGAGUGAAAGAAUGAGUGUGAAAGAUGUUCUCAAAGAACUACACAAGAUUAGAAAUGUAUUUCUUGGGGUUAGGGGACAAAGGCAUUAGGAUGGAAGAAGAAAUGAUUCUUAACUAAAGCCACAUCUGUAGGUUAUUUUGAUGUUCUAGAAUUUUAUGUCCUUCACUUUUCUUCACCCCUCUCUUUUCUUUUCUGAAUUUCUAAUUGUUGAGCUAGAAAAGGCAUGAAAAUGGUUGUACUUGUGGCAUUGUCAUCAAAUAUUUAUAACUAGUCAAGGUUUCUAUACAUUUAUAU